AUGGAUGUUCAACAGUUUCCUUCCGGGUCGAUGUUCAUGGAUGAUUUAAGCUUCUCUGCAGCUGCAUCUUCACCUUUAAUGGACUUGGAAGCUUUCUCCGAUGCAAACCCAACUACAAAUACAACUACAACUCAUCCAAUAUCUUCAUCAACAACUACCAACGAGUUUGAGGAGGAGGAGGAAAAGGAGAUGCCACGCCCUCUUGCUUGCUUACAAGAGAAUCCAAUUCCGCCUUUUCUCUCGAAAACAUAUGAUCUGGUGGACGAUAGGUUGCUGGAUCCAAUAAUUUCGUGGGGUUCCAAGGGGGAGAGCUUCGUGGUGUGGGACCCUGUGGAGUUCUCCAGGCUUGUUCUCCCUCGGAAUUUUAAGCACAACAAUUUCUCCAGUUUUGUCCGACAACUCAACACUUAUGUGGUCUUAUCUUUUGUAGAUGUAGGUGAUGAAGAAAUUUUGUUUUUGUACGCCCUGGGAAUGAAAUGUAUGUAUUUAUGUGGAGUAGAUUGUUAUGUAAGGGAAGGAUUGAUUCAUUGUAUGUAUAGCUUUGCUGUUCUCUCUGUCCAUAUCACUAAUGAAAUACAGGGGUUCCGCAAGAUUGAUACUGAUAGGUGGGAGUUUGCCAACGAAUCUUUCAGAAGAGGAGAGAAGCAUCUGCUGAAGAACAUCCAUAGGCGCAAAUCAUCACAGUUGCAGCAGAUUAGGAGCCACACAGGGUCUUUUACUGAAGCAGGGAGGUCUGGAUUGGAAAGCGAGGUUGAAAGAUUAAGGAGGGAGCGGAGUAUGAUGAUGCAGGAGGUUAUAGAACUGCAGCGGGAGCAGUCUGGGUCUGUUCACCAUAUGCAAUCAGUAAAUCACAGGCUUCAGGCAGCAGAGCAACGGCAGACGCAGAUGGUUUCCUUCUUUGCAAAGUUGUUUCAGAAUCCAGCAUUCUUAGCCCGUCUCAAGCAAAAGAAGGAACAGGGAGAGAUUGGUUCAUCAAGGAUGAAGAGGAAGUUUGUUAAGCACCAGCAACUCGAACCCACCCAAUCUGAAUCAUCUAUGGAAGGGGAGAUUGUGAGAUACAUGCCUGAUUGGAGAAACAUCACAUUACCUUCUGUGGUCCCUGAUACAAACCCAGUUCCUAUUGACCAAUCUACUGAUUAUGUCUCACAAGGCAUGGUAGGCACGGGUCUAGGCAGUGAAGCAAUGCCAUUACUUGAAAUUGUUCCACCAGGUGAAGUAGCCAUCUCAGACGAAUUAGGAGUGGGACAAGGAUUUAUCAAAUCACCAGAGCAGGUCGGAGAAGGGUCAUUUGAUCCCAGACUCAAAGGAAAGAUUGCUAUGAGCCCGGAAAAUGAGGUUGGUCUUGAAUAUUUUGUCUCUUUUCCUGAGGAUUUGGGGAUGGAGAAAAGUUUUCCAGAAUCGUCUUCCCCUGGUAUUGAAAGUAUUGUUAAACAAGAGGACGCAUGGAGUUUGGCAUUUAACACCAGUGCUGGUAUGUCUAGUUCUAGCAAUGUUUCUUGGAAUAAUCUUGUCAGAUAUGAUGUGCCAGACUUCGGAUCAACAGGUGGAUUCUCGGAUAUCUGGGAUAUAGGUUCUGUGCAAGCAGGAGGAGGUUUGGACAUGGAUAAGUGGCUGGCUGAUGAAAAUCCUGUUGAUGAGUCUGAUGGUCAAGCUGGCCAACCAAAAGAUGAUAAAUAA
Molecule: messenger RNA, 1677 nt
Organism: Dovyalis caffra
Lineage: Eukaryota; Viridiplantae; Streptophyta; Magnoliopsida; Malpighiales; Salicaceae
Source: the annotation of a GenBank genome assembly